GCCUACUGUUUUCUUGGCUCUAAGCAGAGCUUCCAGGAACCCUGCGCAAUGAAAUAGAUGAUGAGGUUCAGAGAGGGACAGGGAGUUGCCCGCAGCCACACAGCAGGUCCUCAGCCUGACCUCUGCGUCCUGUCUCCCGUCCAUUUCCACCAUGGUCUUCUGGACGCAGCUGAUGCUGCUGCUUUGGAAGAAUUUACUGUAUCGCAGGAGACAGCCGAUCCAGCUCUUGGUGGAGUUGAUGUGGCCUCUCUUUCUCUUCUUCAUCCUGGUGGCCGUACGCCAUUCCCACCCCCCACUCGAGCAGCAUGAAUGCCACUUCCCCAACAAGCCGCUGCCUUCAGCGGGCACCAUUCCUUGGCUCCAGGGCCUCAUCUGCAACGUGAACAACACCUGCUUCCCGUGGCCCACGCCUGGAGAGGAGCCUGGAGUCGUCAGCAACUUCAAGGAUUCCCUGGUCUCCCGCUUCCUGGCAGAUGCCCAUAGUGUCCUGGGGGGCCCCAGUGCCCAAAGGAUGCUGGCCAGCCUGAGGAAGCUCAUGCCCAUGCUGAGGGCAGCUCACCGAGCUAGGGCAGCCUGGCCUCAGCCGAGUGACCAGCCCAAGGAGGGACCACCCCUGGCCACUGAGCUGCUGAGGACACUGCUGCGAGGGGAAUCCCUGGGGUCUGUGCUGGGCCAAGCCCCGGAGUCCAUGGGCAGCUUUGUGGAGGCAGCAGAGGACCUGGCCCAGGAGGUCCUGGAGCUGCCCAGCCUGGUGGAGCUGCAGGUGCUGCUGCAGAGACCCCAGAGGACCACUGGACCCCUGGAAGUGGUGUCAGAGGCCCUCUGCAGUGCCAGGGGGCCUAGCAAACCGGGGGGGCCCUCCCUCAACUGGUAUGAGGCCAGUGACCUGAAGGAGCUCAUGGGACAGAAGCCGGCAAGGGCCCUACCUGUUGACAGCCUGAGCUCCACGUGCAAUAAGCUGAUGGGGGCCCUGGACACCCACCCCAUGUCCCGCCUGCUCUGGAGGCGCCUGAAGCCACUGGUCCUGGGGAAAGUACUGUUUGCUCCUGAUACGCCCUUCACCCGGCAGCUCAUGGCCCAGGUGAACCGAACCUUCCAGGAACUGGCUGUGUUGAAGGACGUCCAGGAGGUGUGGGAGCUGCUGGGACCCCAGCUCUUCAACUUCAUGAAUGACAGUGCAAAUGUCGCCAUGCUGCAGAAGCUCCUGCAAAUCCGGGACGAAAGAAGGAAGCAGCUAGGACCUGGAGGCCGGGACCAGGUGGAGGCCCUCCGUGCCUUUCUGAACCCACACAGAGGUGGCUACAGCUGGCAGGAGGCCCACGCUGACAUGGGACAUCUGGUGGGCAUGCUGGGCUGCGUGAUGGAGUGCGUGACCCUGGACAAGCUGGAGGCUGUGCCCUCAGAGGCCGCCCUGGUGGAGCGGGCCCUGGAACUGCUCUCCCAGCACCGUUUCUGGGCCGGCAUUGUCUUCCUGGGGCCGGAGGACUCCCCGGACCGCACGCAGUUCCCAGGCCCUGGUCCCUUGCGCAUCAAGAUCCGUAUGGACAUCGAUGACGUAACCAGAACCAAUAAGAUAAGGGACAGGUUUUGGGACCCUGGCCCCGCCGCUGACCCCCUGAUAGACCUGCGCUAUGUGUGGGGCGGCUUCGUGUACCUGCAGGACAUGGUGGAGCGCGCCGCCGUGCACGUGCUCAGCGGCGCCCCGCCCCGCGCCGGCCUCUACCUGCAGCAGAUGCCCUACCCUUGCUAUGUGGAUGAUGCGUUCCUGCGAGUGCUGAGCCGCUCACUGCCGCUCUUCCUGACGCUGGCCUGGAUCUACUCGGUGGCGCUGACUGUGAAGGCUGUGGUGUGCGAGAAGGAGACGCGGCUGCGCCACACGAUGCGCGCCAUGGGGCUCAGUGGCGCUGUGCUGUGGCUGGGCUGGUUCCUCAGCUGCCUCGGGCCCUUCCUUCUCAGCACCGCGUUGCUCGUGGCCGUGCUCAAGCUUGGGGACAUCCUCCCCUACAGCCACCCUGUUGUGCUCUUCCUGUUCUUGGCGGCUUUCGCCGUGGCCACGGUGGUCCAGAGUUUCUUGCUGAGCGCCUUCUUCUCCCGCGCCAACCUGGCGCCUGUGGCCUUUGGCUUCGGCUGCGAGAGCCUCGCGCUGCUGGAGGAGCAGGGUGAGGGCGCGCAGUGGCACAACAUGGGCACUGCGCCUACGGACGACGUCUUCAGCCUGGCCCAGGUUUCGGGCCUUCUGCUGCUCGAUGCCACUCUCUACGGCCUCGCCACCUGGUACCUGGAGGCCGUGUGCCCAGGCCAGUACGGGAUUCCCGAACCAUGGAACUUUCCCUUUCAGAGGAGCUACUGGAUUGGCCCUCAGCCCCCCAAGGGUCCCGCCCCGCCCCCUGCCCCGCAAGACCCACAGGUGCUGGUGGAGGAGGCACCACAUGGCCUGGUUCCCGGGGUCUCCAUACGGGGCCUAGAAAAGCGCUUUCCUGGCAACCCGCAGCCAGCCCUGCGGGGGCUCAGCCUGGACUUCUACCAGGGCCACAUCACCGCCUUCCUGGGCCACAACGGAGCGGGCAAGACCACUACUCUGUCCAUCCUGAGCGGCCUUUUCCCACCCACUUCUGGCUCUGCCUGUGUCCUGGGCCAUGACGUCCGGUCCGGCAUGGCAGCUAUCCGGCCCCACCUGGGCAUUUGCCCACAGUACAACGUGCUGUUUGACAUGCUGACUGUGGAUGAGCAUGUCUGGUUCUACGGGCGGUUGAAGGGUCUGAGCGCAGCUGCCGUGGGCCCUGAGCAGGACCGUCUGCUUCAGGACGUGGGGCUCAUCCCCAAGCGGCACACACAGACGCGCCACCUCUCUGGCGGGACACAGCGGAAGCUUUCAGUGGCCAUUGCCUUUGUGGGUGGCUCCCAAGUCGUUAUCCUGGACGAGCCCACGGCUGGUGUGGACCCUGCUUCCCGUCGCAGCAUUUGGGAGCUGCUGCUCAAAUACCGUGAAGGUCGCACACUGAUCCUUUCCACCCACCACCUGGAUGAGGCUGAGCUGUUGGGAGACCGUGUGGCAAUAGUGGCAGCCGGCCGCCUGUGCUGCUGUGGCUCCCCACUCUUCUUGCGGCGUCACUUGGGCUCCGGAUACUACCUGACGCUGGUGAAGGGUCCCCCACCUCUGGCCGCCAGCAAAAAGGGUGACACUGACUUGAAGGAUACCAGGAGGGAAGGGGAGCUGGGCAGCCAUGACAGCACUGCCGGUGUGCCCCAGCUGCUGGCCCUGGUGCAGCGCCUGGUGCCCGGGGCACGGCUGGUUGAGGAGCUGCCACACCAGCUGGUGCUGGCACUGCCCUACAAGGGUGCCCUGGACGGCAGCUUCGCCGAGCUCUUCCGUGAGCUGGACCUGCAGCUGGGGAAGCUGGGGCUGGCCAGCUAUGGGAUCUCCGACACCAGCCUCGAGGAGAUCUUCCUGAAGGUGGUAGAGGACUGUGCUACAGACACAGGCCCAGAGAAUGCAGCCACAGGUCCAUGUCCCAGGCCCCUGACCCUGUGCUUGAGGAAUUACCCGGAAGUGACCACGCGGCUCAAGAUUCUGCCCGAUGGGUCCACCCUGGAGAAUGGGGAGCUGGCUGGAUCUGCCCCAGAGAUGCAGGCCCUGCAGAGCUCAGGGCCAGAUGCCACAGGCCGGGUCCAGGGCUGGGCACUGACCCUCCAACAGCUCCGGGCCUUGCUUCUCAAACGCUUCCUGCUGGCCCACCGCAGCCGCCGGGGCCUGUUCGCACAGAUCGUGCUGCCUGCCCUCUUUGUGGGCCUUGCGCUGGCGUUCAGCCUCGUCGUGCCUCCUUUUGGAUACUACCCGCCUCUGCAGCUCAGUCCCAGCAUGUACGGUGCCCAGGUGUCCUUCUUCAGCGAGGAUGCCCCAGGUGACCCUGAACGUGCCCAUCUGCUUGAGGCACUGCUGGAGGAGGCCGGAUUGGAGGGAAAUAACUCCGCCAGGGCGCCCAAGUGCACCCCGCCCGCCGUCGGCCAGUUCUCGGUGCCCGAGGUUCCUGCGGAUGUGGCUGAAGUCUUGGCCAGGGGCAACUGGACGCCAGAGUCUCCGUCCCCAGCCUGCCAGUGUAGCCGGCCUGGCGCCCGCCGCCUGCUGCCCGACUGUCCCUCAGGGGCCGGUGGUCCCCCGCCACCCCAGGCGCCAAGCAGCUCGGGCGAAGUGGUCCAGAACCUAACCGGCCGGAAUCUGUCUGACUUCCUGGUCAAGACCUACCCGGGCCUAGUGCGCCAGGGCCUGAAAACUAAGAAGUGGGUGAAUGAGGUCAGGUAUGGGGGCUUCUCGCUGGGGGGCCGAGACCCGGGCCUACCCUCAGGGCUUGAGGUGGGUCGCUCUGUGGAGGAGCUGCGGGCCCUGCUGAGUCCCCAACCUGGCGGGGCCCUCGACCGCAUCCUGAACAACCUCACAGCAUGGGCUCUCAGUCUGGACACCCAGGACAGCCUCAAGAUAUGGUUCAACAACAAGGGCUGGCACGCGAUGGUGGCCUUUGUCAACCGAGCCAACAAUGCUCUCCUACAUGCCCGUCGGCCACCAGGCCCCACCCGUCAAGCCCACAGCAUUAUCACCAUCAACCAUCCACUGAACCUCACCAAGGAGCAGCUGUCCGAGGCUGCGCUGAUGGCCUCCUCAGUGGACGUGCUUGUCUCCAUCUGCGUGGUCUUUGCUAUGUCCUUCGUCCCAGCCAGCUUCACCCUUGUCCUCAUCGACGAGCGUGUCACCCGAGCCAAACACCUGCAGUGCAUGGGUGGCCUGCCCCCAACCCUCUACUGGCUCAGCAACUUUGUCUGGGACAUGUGUAACUACUUGGUGCCAGCGUGCAUUGUGGUCCUCAUUUUUCUGGCCUUCCAGCAGAGGGCGUAUGUGGCCCCUGCCAACCUGCCUGCCCUCCUGCUCUUGCUACUACUGUAUGGCUGGUCGAUCACACCGCUCAUGUACCCAGCCUCCUUCUUCUUCUCCGUGCCCAGCACGGCCUACGUGGUGCUCACCUGCAUCAACCUCUUUAUUGGCACCAAUGGCAGCAUGGCCACUUUUGUGCUUGAGCUCUUCUCUGAUCAGAAAUUGCAGGAGGUGAGCCAGAUCCUGAAACGGGUCUUCCUUAUCUUUCCCCACUUCUGCCUGGGCCGGGGGCUCAUUGACAUGGUGCGGAACCAGGCCAUGGCUGACGCCUUUGAGCGCUUGGGAGAUGGGCAGUUCCAGUCACCCCUGCGCUGGGAGGUGGUUGGCAAGAACCUCUUGGCCAUGGUGGUACAGGGGCCCAUCUUCCUCCUCUUCACGCUCCUGCUGCAGCAUCGCAACCGCCUCCUGCCACAACCCAGGCUGAAGCCUCUGCCUCCCCUGGGAGAGGAGGAUGAAGAUGUGGCCCGUGAGCGGGAACGGGUCAUGCUGGGGGAUACCCAGGGGGAUGUGUUGGUGCUGAGGGACCUGACCAAGGUGUACCGUGGGCAGAGGACACUGGCUGUCAACCGCCUGUGCCUGGGGAUCCCCCCUGGCGAGUGUUUUGGACUGCUGGGUGUGAAUGGAGCGGGGAAGACGUCCACCUUCCGCAUGGUGACGGGGGACACGCUGCCCAGCGGGGGUGAGGCCACGCUGGCGGGCCACAGCGUGACCCAGGAACCAGCUGCAGCUAACCGCCACAUGGGCUACUGCCCUCAGUCUGAUGCCAUCUUCGAGCUGCUGACAGGCCGUGAGCACCUGGAGCUGUUUGCACGCCUGCGCGGGGUCCCCGAGGCCCAGGUUGCCCAGACAGCAAGCUUGGGCCUGGAGCGCCUGGGGCUCCUUCAGUAUGCGGACCGGCCCGCGGGCACCUAUAGCAGUGGCAACAAGCGGAAGCUGGCGACAGCCCUGGCUCUGGUGGGGGACCCGGCUGUGGUCUUUCUGGAUGAGCCGACCACCGGCAUGGACCCCAGUGCCCGGCGCUUCCUCUGGAACAGCCUCCUGGCUGUGGUGCAGGAGGGCCGCUCCGUGGUGCUCACCUCGCACAGCAUGGAGGAGUGUGAGGCCCUCUGCACGCGCCUCGCCGUCAUGGUGAACGGGAGGUUCCGCUGCCUGGGCAGCACGCAGCACCUCAAGGGCAGAUUCGGGGCUGGCCACACGCUGACCCUGCGGGUGCCCUUGUCGCGGUCUGAGUCAGCGGCAGCCUUCGUGGCAGCGGCGUUCCCGGAGGCCGAGCUGCGGGAGGCACACGGCGGCCGCCUGCGCUUCCAGCUGCCGCCGGGAGGGCGCUGCGCCCUGGCGCGCGUCUUUGGAGAGCUGGCGGCUCACGGGGCGGAGCAUGGCGUGGAGGACUUCUCUGUAAGCCAGACCACGCUAGAGGAGGUAUUCCUGUACUUCUCCAAGGAUCAGGGGAAGGAGGAGGAGGAGGAACAGGAGGCAGAAGAGGACCCUGUGCCAGGCUGGCAGCGCCCCAAGCUCAUCACCCGGUCCCUCGAUGACCCCAGCAUGGCCGUGACGGUGCUCUGAGCCUAUCUCCUCUGUGGAGCUGGUGGGAGGCCCUGGGAGUGACAGAGGCAGGGCAGAGGGCCUGGAGCAUGGACCCAGACUCCCAGAAGGGUCGCUGCUCAGGAGGAAAUAAAGAGAAGUCGUGGUGUAAAGCAGUGUGCACGUGUGUCCGUGCGCCAGGCUGCGUGCUUCUCCAAAGCUGGCUGUGUGCACUUGUCUGGAUCCCAGGCCUGGCACCCACGUGUGUGCAGGUGUGGGCUUGUGAACACAGAUGCCCUUUGUGGGAUGCAGGGGAGGCCCCAGCUACAGCCAACUGGACUCCCAGCUGUCAAGGCCUCUGUGCUGGGCUGGGGAACAGGGGUCUCACGUGCACGGGUGGCCUUCAUAAGAGCCUGGACACUGGUCCCGGGGCCCCUACAUGCCCAC
This is a messenger RNA of Vicugna pacos (alpaca), 6892 nucleotides long. The record is from RefSeq and is a predicted model, not a curated record. Lineage: Eukaryota; Metazoa; Chordata; Mammalia; Artiodactyla; Camelidae.